Pristis pectinata (smalltooth sawfish) is the source of this 3060-nucleotide messenger RNA. RefSeq names its product zinc finger, HIT-type containing 3 (gene znhit3). The coding region runs from base 160 to 630 and encodes 156 amino acids. Lineage: Eukaryota; Metazoa; Chordata; Chondrichthyes; Rhinopristiformes; Pristidae. Gene Ontology annotation, biological process: maturation of LSU-rRNA from tricistronic rRNA transcript (SSU-rRNA, 5.8S rRNA, LSU-rRNA); snoRNA localization; box C/D snoRNP assembly. Gene Ontology annotation, molecular function: protein binding. The record is from RefSeq and is a predicted model, not a curated record. The transcript has 5 exons. Gene Ontology annotation, cellular component: nucleus; pre-snoRNP complex.
GGCCCCGGCGGAUACUCACACUCACCGCGGCGGGGAUGAAGGGGCCCCGGCGGAUACUCACACUCACCGCAGCGGCUGGGCCCGCCUGCGGCCUAGGGCGGCACUCCGCCGUUGCCAGGGUAACGCGCGCGGCGGUUGCCGGGAGCCGGCGGUGGCGGGAUGAGGAUCUGCGGCGUGUGCGAGGAUCGGGCUCCGAAUUACCGGUGCCCGGCCUGUGACCUGCGCUAUUGUUCUGUAGGAUGCUACAAGAAACACAAGGAUGAUUGCAAAACACAGGAGUCUGGUUCAGUGUCAUCGAUUUCAGAGCUUUCUACAGAGGUGGAGGGAGUAACGUGGCAAGAUGGCAAAGAUGACAUCUUGGGUGAAGAUGAAGAAUCUGAUCGGGUGCCCGUAGAGAAAUUGAAACUGUUGGGAAAAUCUGAGGAACUGAAGAGUUUACUUUGUAAUCCUCAUCUUAGACAGUUGCUAUUGACAAUAGACAGAGCAGAAGAUAAAGAAAACAUCAUGAAGUCAGCUAUGCAAGAACCAAUUUUUGUAGAAUUUGCGGAUCGAUGUCUACAAAUAAUUGAACCACAGGAGAAAGAAAAUGACAUUAAUAACUCCUGGCUACAUAUUUUGCAAAGUAAUUAACCUAUCUUGCUUUUAACUUCUUAUUCAAUUGCAAAAUGAAAAGCUUGACUAUUCAGCAACCUUGAAUGUGCUGUGAUGCCAAAGACUGUGGACAGUUUUCCAAAGUUUGACUGAAAUUGUGAUUAAAGUUUAAAACAUAACUGAAGAGUAAACUAUUUAAGCUGGCAGCUAAUAAAUGCAAAUACAUAAUUUAAUAAAAUGUGACUGGAGAAAACCAAAAUCCAAUUUGCUGCUUUAAAGAUUUACUCUUCCAUUACCAACAUUUGUAAUUUAAUUACUUCACUUCCUCCCCCAAUUUAAGAUUUGCAUUUGCUGCUUACUAACCUGCCCGCUUAGACAGUAGAUACAGAAUCACUAGGUCCCUAUAAUAAAUGGAGCAAGACGUCUCUUUAAUUUCUGCAAUAAAGGUCAAAAUAUCAUCUACUUUCCUAAUUGUUUACUGUACAUUCAUGUUAACAUUGAUUCAAUGUAUAAAGACACCAAAGUCCCUCUGAACAUAAACACCUUUCAAAAUGUAUCCAUUUAAUACUCAACAUUUUUUUAAUCAUCAAAAUGGGAUUUUAUUUUUCUGCACUGUAUUUCAUGUGUCUUUUUGUUCAGUCAUUUCAUCUGUAUGCCUGCUUGAAUUUUUCCAUACUUCUCAUAGACAAUACCACCACUCAGUUUUUGAAUUAGGAGCAAACCUGGAUAUGUUGCACUCCGUAGCUUCAUCCAGAUCAUCAAUAAAAGUUGAGAGCAACUGGGGCCCUAGCACCAGUCCCUACAGCAUCCCAUUUGUCAGUUUCCCCAAACCAAAAAGUUUAUUUCUGCUGUUUUCUGUCAAUUAACCAAUCCUCAAUCUGUGCCAGUAUAAUUACAUCAAGUAUUGCUAUAAUCCAGCAUAGAACCUUAUUGAAGGCCUAGAAGUCCCAAACACAACAUGUCAACAAGUUUGCCCUUAUCCUGCUAGUUAUAACCUCAAAAAAAAUCCAACUGAUUUGUCAAAUAGUAUUUCUUAAAAAACAAAAUCAGUUUGCUGUUACCAUUUCCUAUAUAAUAGAUUCCAACAUUUGGAUACAAAAGAGACUGCAGAUGCCAACAUUUUCCUUACUAACUGAUUUGAGGUUAAAUGGUCUAUAGCUUUAUUUUCCCCUGUCCUUUCUUCAGCAGUGGGGUUAUGUUUGGUACUUUCCAAGCUUACCAUUCUGAAUCUACAGAAUUUUAGAGGAUUAGCAUCAGGACCAUCACCGUCUCCAAAGCCACCUCCUUUGAAACAGGAUGCACAUCAUCAUGUCUUGAUUAACACCUUUUCAGUCCCUUUAAUUUCUUGAACAUUACUAUUUCUAAUAAAUUGAUGGAUUUUCUUUAACUUACUCUAAUCUGUUCUUUACAAAUGCACACAAAUUGGAAAUUUGGGCCCCUUUGUUCAUUAAUUUCAAUAAUGACAACAAGAGGCAUCCUUUUCCUAUUCUAGGAUAGGAUUUUGCAUAAGUGAGAGGGAAAAGUAUGUCUGUUGAAGAAACUGAUUCUAUCCAUUUAAAUGAGUUGAGUCUUAACUCAUAUAUGGAAUGAAUCAUGCCUUUGGAAAAUAUAAUUUAAGGAAUGCAUGUGGAUGAGAAAGAGGUCUCAGUAUAUAUCUUUGUAGAAUCCCAGACAAGUCAAAAAGAUGGCCAAGAAAUCAGAGCUGAUAUUUCCCACUUUCACCAUCAUACUGAUUGCAACCACAAAUGAAGAUGGUGCAUAUAAAUAUAUGAGAAUAGAAGUCACCAUGAAAGAACGAGGCCAAAAGUAUCAUGGAAUGUUCCCUUUAAUGAUAAGAGUGUAGUAGGAGUUAAUUAAAAUGUACUAACUUUAGCAAUCAGUUCAAAUAGUAAAAUAAAUCCUGUUUUAAUAAAACUAAAAUCCAACAGAUCUGUUUAAAUUUGUCAAGAAAUCGAAAUUCAACAUAUUUCAAAAGGAUUUCUAAAUGAUGCUCUAAUAAUGUUUUUUUGUGACAAAUAUUAUACAAUUUUUAAAAACAUUUUGGUUUUGUAAAACAAAGUUGAAGCAGCAAGAUUUUUGCCUAUAAAGUGCAGAAUUGGAAUAGAAAUUGACACAUUUCUUGCUAGUGAAUACAAAUGUUACAAUCUAACAGGACAUUACAAAAUACAUGUUGAAGAGUAAAAUUGCCUUUACAUCUCUUAUUUAAAAACAAUGAAUGCCAAAAUGUUCCUGCACAUUUUUAAUUCUGCAUUAGUUUCCCAUUUGUAUGCAUCUCUUAAGUAUAUGGAUCUCUUAACAAUACAUUUAUUACUUUUGUGAAUUUUCUAAACUAUAUUCCAUCAUUAAUCCUGGAUUUUUGUUUGGUAACAGUCUCUUGAUUUUAUGGUAAAUACAGAAUACUAUGAAAUACACCAAAUCCUGCCUGAGAUUGCAUUAAAUCAAAUAAAAUAAACAUAUACAUUGUUAGUU